Messenger RNA from Myxocyprinus asiaticus (Chinese sucker), 3024 nucleotides. RefSeq names its product protein phosphatase 1, regulatory subunit 21 (gene ppp1r21). NCBI's taxonomy places the organism in Eukaryota, Metazoa, Chordata, Actinopteri, Cypriniformes, Catostomidae. The transcript is spliced from 23 exons. Bases 294 to 2615 code for a protein of 773 amino acids. Gene Ontology annotation, cellular component: membrane; early endosome. The record is from RefSeq and is a predicted model, not a curated record.
AUUUUGAAAGGAGGGUGUGCUGCAGGUCAUGUGAUCAGUCCGGGAGGCUCGAUGAUAUUUCUAGUGCAGCUGAAAUAUAAAAGAUCAAUUCCUGUGAAUUUCAUGUGUUUUAUCUGCACGACCUGGAUGGCUUUACAGUAGAAGUGUGAUUUGAUAUCUUUAUAUUAUUCAUCAGUUUGUUAUAAUGCUGUCUGUCUGCUGCUUAUAGAGGCGAUAGAAGAGCAACGGAGUUUCACGGACGAAUGAAAUUAAUUUGAUCAGAUUAUAAAGAAGGAGAAUACAUCAUCAUCAUCAUGGCAAACGUGACGGAUCUUCAGAGUAAAUACAGUAAACUGGCUCAAGAAUAUUCAAAGCUUAGAGCACAGAAUCAGGUGUUGAAAAAGGCCGUGGUGGACGAACAGACCAGCUCCAACUCAUUAAAGGAGGAGCUGAAGCACAAGGAACAGAGUUUACGGAAGGUGCAGCAGGAAAUGGACAGUCUGACCUUCAGAAACCAGCAGCUCACCAAGAGAGUGGAGCUCCUGCAGGAGGAGUUACUGCUGUCAGAGAGCAGAAACAAGAAGAGCAAAAAUAAAGGAGACUCGCCGACCCAAAUCAAUCUACAGACGCAGAGUGUUUUUGAUGAAGAUCUGCAGAAAAAGAUCCAGGAGAACGAACGACUUCACAUCCAGUUCUAUGAAGCGGACGAGCAGUACCGACGACAGGAAGCUCAACUGAGAGCUCGACUGGAUGAGCUGGAGAAAGAGUCUGAACAGCAUCAGGCUCUGGUAGAUGCCCUCACCAGCAAAUACAUGGACACCAUCGACAAACUCCAGAGUGACAAAGCCCAACUAGAGGUCAAAGCUCAGAGCCUGGAACGAGAAGCCAAAGACUGCAGAGUCAAAACUGACGAGUGUCAGCAGCAGUUGAGGAAAUAUCAGAGUGAAAUGAGCAGUCAGUUAAAACAAAGCAGCAGUGUGAUACAGGAGAAAGUGCCCUUCAAUGACACCCAGUUGAGUGAUUACAACAGUCUGAAUGUUCCUCUACAUAACAGAAGACAUCAGCUGAAAGCUCGUGAUGUAGCAGCUCAAGCUGUGGGGUUUGUUCAGGAUCUGGUGUCUGCUCUGCUCAACUUUCACUCGUACACUGAACAGAGAGUGCACAUUUACCCUCUCGACUCGUCCAUUGAAGCCAUCUCACCUGUAAACCAGAAGUUCAGUCAGUAUCUGCAUGAGAAUGCGUCAUAUCUGCGUCCGCUUGAGGAGGGAUUACUGCAGUUACAUCAGAGCAUCACAGAAGACACCAUCACUAUGCUGGAAACGGUGGGAAAACUGCAAGACUUCUCCAGAUCUUUCUCGGCCUACAGCAGCUUCCUGCAGAAGAUCCUUCCAUACCAGCUCAAAAGUUUAGAAGAGGAAUGCGACGCGCCUCUCUGCACGUCAGCGCUGAUAUCUAAGAACCGUGAGUUACAGAAUGACAUGCACAAACUGACGGCAGUGUUUGACAAACUCAGGUCAUACAUCAAUCUAUUGGCUGUACCCAGUCUGCGCUUGGAUGCCAUGUGUCAUAGCAGUGCUAGCGCAGUCUUCACGCAGAUGAGUGCAUGUUUACAUGGCCUGCACGACAUCACCAGAGAGUUGUCUAAGAGCUACAGUCAGAAGGUCUCUCUCGAGCAGGAGCUGCCCACUGUCACACAGAAGUUUCGCACUACAAACGAGUGUUUGCUGUCGUCACUGGCUUCACUCACAAACAGUUGCAGCAAGAUAGCUACCUUCUUCAGCAGCAACCUGGACUUCUUUACGUCAUGUCCCGGUUACAGUCGUCAUGGAGACGUUGUGAACCCACUACAGGCCGACACAAUGAUCGCAAACAAGAGACUUGCCGCCAAAUACUUGAGCACCAUCAGGAAGAUGAGAUCAGAAACUGUGCCAUACACACAAGCUUUACAAAACAAACACAUUCUCACCAGCUCUACUGAGAGCAGAGAGGGACUCAUGCAACAGGUUGUUCAGAGUCAGAUGAAGAUCUCUCAUCUGGAACAGGAGAAGGAACACUGGUUGCUGGAGGCUCAGCUGGCGCAGGUGCGUCUACAGAAGGAGAACCAACGCAUCGCUCAGCUGGAGGCUCAGGUGGUCGCUGAGAUUCAAACACAGACUCACAUCAGCUCUGAAAGCACAGAUACUGCUCAUGCUGACAAUAUAGAGCCCGUUCAUGACACAAGUGUGAUCGGCAUGUUAACUGUCACAUCAUGCAGCGAGAGUUCUUCAGAUCAGGAGUCUCGUGAACAUCUGAUCAAAACACAUUACAUGAGUCGUGUGUCUGAACUGACCGCUCAACUGCAGAUGAGUGACAGUAAAGCCGUUCACUUCAACGCUGAGUGUCGAGCUGUAGCCAAACGUCUCGCCAUCGCAGAAAAAUCUCGCGAGACUUUGGCGGAGGAACUGAAGCUGGCGAAUCAGAACAUUACACGCUUACAGGAUGAGCUGAGCACCACCAAGAGAAGUUAUGAAGAUCAGCUGAGCAUGAUGAGCGAUCACCUGUGCAGCAUGAACGACACGCUGAGCAAACAGAGAGAAGAGAUUGACACGCUCAAACUCGCCUCCAAGGCGAACUCAAAGAAAAACAAGAGCCGAUAGUGGACUGAUGAUGUCACAGACUGACAGAACACGGCCGACCUUUACAUUUCACUCUGAACCAAUGACAACGCGCGUGCAUGUGUGAUGAUUGAAUUCAUGUGUUUUUGUUUUUGUCCUCACAGAUGGUGGUUGUUAAAGACACCACAGACUGUCUCUCUCACACACACACUCUCUCACACACACACACACACACACACACACACACACACACACCCCCUCUGCUGUUAACCUUGUAAUCCAGCAGAGGAGAGUGUGAUUGAGUGGCAUUGUUUUACACGUGUGUUCAGAGGUAUAUCAGUAAUGUGAAGAGGUAAUCAUAUUAAACUUGUGUGCUGUCUUCACUAUUUAUGUACUGAUAAAUUCACUCCUCAGAUAAAAAUGGUUCAUGAGAAUAAACGUGUUGAAUCCA